Thelazia callipaeda (thelaziosis nematode) is the source of this 1095-nucleotide messenger RNA. The record is from the annotation of a GenBank genome assembly. Lineage: Eukaryota; Metazoa; Nematoda; Chromadorea; Rhabditida; Thelaziidae.
AUGGAUAUUCUCAAGACUGAAAUCGAUCGUAAACGAAAGCAAAUUCAGGAAGUUAAGCCCGAAAACAAAAAGUAUUUCAAACGAGGCAAACUCCUUGAAAAGGAAGAAGAAAAUUACUGGAAAAAUCAUGGAUCCAGACAGCGGAACUUGUCAGUGAACAUGACAUUCAGCCAUUUAAUUACUGAGAAAGAAAUCAACGGCCUUUUGCAGGGUGAAAAACACUCUUGUGAGCAAAAUAAUAAACCAGAAUCAAGCUCUGAUGACUUAUCACGAGCGGAAGUCAUUAAGAGGUUAAGAAGUCGAAGCCAACCGAUUACACUGUUUGGUGAGACUGAACAAGCUACCCUCUUGCGUUUGCGCCAACUAGAACUUGAACAGGCAUGUUUUCGCCCUGAUAUGAAAGAAGGAUGGAAAAAUGAUUUUCAGUCGGCUAUGAAAGAAGUUGAUCAUGAAUUGAUAGAAGAAGUUAUUAAAGGGAAACAGCAUAUUGCGAGUAAGCAUGAUGUUGUAAUGCCUAACUGUGGAGAUACAAGUUGGGAGAGAAUCGAAGCAAAUGCACGAUUACUGGGCGAAGGCGAUGAUCCAAACAGAGAUUGUAGCGUUAUUCAUGAAUUUUUCUUGUACAUUUUAACUCGAUGGGGCAAGGCUUUGAAUGCUCGAGAGGAAUCUGAAAAGAGAUCAGCUGAAGGAAAGUUGGCAGCAACGAUGCAUAAGCAAACUAUGGAUCAUCUUCGUCCGUUUUUGAAAAAUCUGGAAAAGAGAAAUGUUAAUGCUGACAUUCGGGAACAUUUGAUAAAGAUUUGUCGUCUCAUCAUAAUUGACCGUGAUUAUAUCCAGGCAAAUAAUGCUUAUAUGGAGAUGGCAAUAGGCAAUGCUCCAUGGCCUGUUGGUGUGACUAGAUCUGGUUUACAUCAACGACCAGGUUCAGCAAAAGCUUACGUUUCAAAUAUUGCACAUGUAUUGAACGAUGAAACACAACGAAAAUACAUACAGGCUUUUAAGAGGAUAAUGACAAGAUGUCAAAAAUAUUUUCCGACAAAUCCAAGUAAGUGUGUCGAAUAUGUGCGAGAAAAUGAAGACAAGAAAGAAUAUUAG